Molecule: messenger RNA, 1527 nt
Organism: Striga hermonthica
Lineage: Eukaryota; Viridiplantae; Streptophyta; Magnoliopsida; Lamiales; Orobanchaceae
Source: the annotation of a GenBank genome assembly
AUGCCGGCCGACUCAAAAAGGAAUGGAACGAGAGGCCUUCUCAAUCAUUUGUAUCAUAGGUGUGAGAGUUCUUCUCUUCGUGUGGUGAUGGACAAGAGCCAACCCACAUUGACUCAGUCGAUGAUGGAAGGUGAAGUAAAAAUUUCCGACUUCAACCAAAAAAGACUCGACAAGAUGUGUGUGAAGUGGAUUAUCAAGGCGGAGAUGCCUUUUCGAACCGUAGAGCAACCGGACUUCAAAGAAUUUAUUCUUGAUCUUCAACCUCGUUAUAAGAUUCCUAACCGGAGAAAGAUUGCAAAGGAUGUGUGGAGUUUAUUUUGCGAAGAGAAAGCAAAGAUCAAAAGUAUCAUUGGUGAUCUCCGGGGUGAAGACAUAGGAAGGUGUCUCGAAGAGAAGUUGGUCGAAUGGGGCAUAAGUAAGGUGUUUGCCAUUACCGUGGACAAUGCGAGUUCGAAUGAUGUGGCCGUGGAGUAUUUAAAGAAGCAACUCCGGAAACAUGAUGGCCUUAUGCUUGAUGAAAACUUGCAUAUGAGGUGUGCAUGUCACAUAAUUAACUUGAUUGUGAAGGAUGGGAUGAAAGAGUUGGUAGACUCCAUUGAAGCCAUCCGUAAUUGUGUCAUGUAUAUUCACUCUUCAAGUGCGAGGUUGGAUAAGUUUUGGGAGUAUGCGGUUUUAGAGAAGAAAGAUAAAAUGUCGACUAUCCCGAUGGAUGUUGUGACUCGGUGGAAUGCCACAUACAUCAUGCUUCAUAGUGCUAACAAGUUUAAAGGAGUAUUUGCAAGAGUGGUGAAAGCACACUUGUAUCUUAUGUAUGAAACUUGUAAAGGAACGGAAAAGUCACAUGUGGAUGUGCAUGAGGAUGGUGAUGAUGGUGUUGAUCUUGGUGGUGGCGGUGGUGAUGAUGAUGAUGAUGAAGAUGAUGAUGAUGAUGAUGUGGAAUUGAGGAUAGAGCGGAGACUUAAUAGGCAAAGAAAGGAAGCAAAACUCAAAGAGAUAGCUAAUGAAGUUGACAAGUACUUUAAUGAUGCAUAUGAAAGUACAAGGAAUGAUGAUUUCGACUUAUUGGCGUGGUGUAAAAGUAAAAUCUCAAGCUACUCUAUUCUUUCCAAGGUUGCUAAGGAUGUACUUGCUUUUCCUAGUUCGACCGUUGCUAGUGAAAAUGCCUUUAGCCUUGGAGGAAGGAUUGUGGAUCCGUUUAGAGCUUCUUUGACAUCUAAGAUGGUCGAGGCCUUAGUUUGCACAAAUGAUUGGCUUAGAGGGGAGGAAUUUCAAUUUCACAAGGAGCCUACGGAAGAAGAGCUUGAGUUCUACAUGGAACUCGAACAAUUGGAACAAAGUAUUCCCAAUACAAAUGAAAUGCCACCACCUCCAUCUAAAAGUUCAAAUCCACCCGAGUCCGGAAUUAAUAAAUUACAAUCCCAUCCAUCUAGAGGGGGAAGAGGGGGAAGGGGUCGAUCAAACCGUGGUGGACGUGGCGGUGGUGCUACAUCAUCGAGCAAAUUAAGAGAUGAGGUUCUUGUAGUUUAA